AUGUGGGCACCCAGGCUCCAUCACCUCUGUCUGACCUUCCUGCUAACCUGUGUUUUUACCUCAGUCUUCUUUCUCCACAUCCACCAAGACCUCUUUCACAAUGGCUUAGGCCUGUCUGCCCUAUGCCCAGACCGUAACCCAGUGACAUCCCCUGUGGCCAUCACCUGCCUGUCGGGCACACCCAUAAACCCCAGCGCCUCUUUUUCCUGUCCCAAGCAUCCCGCUUCCCUCUCAGGAACCUGGACUAUCUACCCAAACGGCCGGCUUGGGAACCAGAUGGGGCAGUACGCCACGCUGCUGGCCCUGGCCCAGCUCAACAGCCGCCAGGCCUUCAUCCAGCCUACCAUGCACGCCACCCUGGCCCCCGUGUUCCGCAUCACCCUGCCCGUGCUGGCGCCUGAGGUGAACAACCGUACGCCUUGGCGAGAGCUGGAGCUUCACGACUGGAUGUCGGAGGAGUACGCCCAACUGAAGGAGCCCUGGCUGAAGCUCAGCGGUUUCCCCUGCUCCUGGACUUUCUUCCAUCAUCUCCGGGAACAGAUCCGCAGUGAGUUCACCCUGCACGACCACCUUCGGCGAGAGGCCCAGAGUUUACUGAGUCAGUUUCGGCUCAGCCGCACGGGGGGCCGCCCGAGCACCUUCGUGGGUGUCCACGUGUGCCGUGGGGACUACCUGAAGGUGAUGCCCUAUCACUGGAAGGGUGUAGUGGGUGAUCGCGCUUACCUCCAGCAGGCUAUGGACUGGUUCCGGGCCCGGCAUGAAGCCCUGAUCUUUGUGGUCACCAGCAACGGCAUGGAGUGGUGCCGGAAAAACAUCGACACCUCCCGGGGGGAUGUGAUCUUCGCUGGCGAUGGGCAAGAAGGUGCCCCCAGCAAAGACUUUGUGCUGCUCACACAAUGCAACCACACCAUCAUGACUAUUGGCACCUUCGGAUUCUGGGCCGCCUACCUGGCUGGUGGAAACACCAUCUACCUGGCCAACUUCACCCUGCCUAACUCCAGCUUCCUGAAUAUCUUUAAACCCGAGGCCGCCUUCCUGCCUGAGUGGGUGGGCAUUAAUGCAGACCUGACUCCACUCCAGACAUUGGCUGAGCAUUGAGCAGCAGGGAGACUUUCUGAAAUAGUCUGAUCAACCUAGGGCCAGUGUUAUGUAUCUCUGGAAGCCCAGCAGCUUCUGGAGAAGCUGGUGGUCCUGCAGCAGGUGGACAUCCAUUUCUAGAGUGAUUCUAGUUGGCUAGACUUGGAGAAAAAGGGGGGCUGGCUUUCUGCAACUGCUGGAACAUUCUAGAAUCAAUGGAAGAUCUUUUCAUGAUGGCUGGCAAUGUCUGCAGAAGCUCAUGGCGGUUCUAGAAGGCACCUGUUCUUCCCAGCCCAUAUCCAGAGUACUUCUAGAUCACUGCCCCACCAGGAACAGGGAACUCCCUGUUCCAUCAUUGACCAUCCUGGUCUUUUUGAGAAGAGAUAUUUCUCUUCCCUGGGUCAUCAGGACAGAAGGAACUCAU
Molecule: messenger RNA, 1501 nt
Organism: Lipotes vexillifer (Yangtze River dolphin)
Lineage: Eukaryota; Metazoa; Chordata; Mammalia; Artiodactyla; Lipotidae
Gene: FUT1
Product: fucosyltransferase 1 (H blood group)
Exons: 1
Coding region: 1-1098 (365 amino acids)
Biological process (GO): carbohydrate metabolic process
Cellular component (GO): membrane
Molecular function (GO): galactoside 2-alpha-L-fucosyltransferase activity
Source: RefSeq, a predicted model, not a curated record